CCCGCAAACCAGGCAUGAGCCUCGAAGCCUUCGUCGACCACUACGAGAACAAGCACAUCCCACUUGUCCUUGAGGUACUUGCCGAGCAAGCCCCUGUCCGCCACACUCGCCACUACAUCAAGCGCGACCCAGCCGAUGCUAAAGGAAACGAAGUCCCUCCACCCCUUGUUUUCUUUGGCGAUGCGGCAACUAUCGACUACGACUGUAUUACUACGGUUGAGUUGAGGGACGAAGCGCAUUUCCAAGCGUUCAAUGAGAAGUUUGCGAGUAGUCCGCGCAGGAAGGAGAUUGAUGAGGAUCAGGCGGCGUUUGCUGAUGGGAGCAAGUUCCGUGUUGUGGCGGUUGAGAGUCCGAGGAUUACGGAGCCUUGAUGGAUUGGAAUUAUCACGGAGGGAAUGGCUAUUUGACAGCCAGUUGUACAUGCACGCCUUAGUUCACGGGAUCUUGGAAUGUAUCCAUCGUUAUCGUUGAUGCCGGGGUAUACCUUCCGUAGCACCGUUCUCUCUGGAUCUGCCACUAGUGCUCCCAAAUUAGUUAGGGUGAUUUCCUUCAAACAAACCCGUUGCUGAGAUAGCAACAACACACCAAUAUACAUCACAAUCAUACCCAUUGACAGUUAUCACAUUGCAAAGGUUCAUACAAUCGAAAAGAUGUCAUUCAAGAAAUCCAU
This is a messenger RNA of Macroventuria anomochaeta, 670 nucleotides long. RefSeq lists its product as uncharacterized. The record is from RefSeq and is a predicted model, not a curated record. Lineage: Eukaryota; Fungi; Ascomycota; Dothideomycetes; Pleosporales; Didymellaceae. Bases 15 to 371 code for a protein of 118 amino acids. Gene Ontology annotation, molecular function: oxidoreductase activity. The transcript has a single exon.